Molecule: messenger RNA, 576 nt
Organism: Exophiala spinifera
Lineage: Eukaryota; Fungi; Ascomycota; Eurotiomycetes; Chaetothyriales; Herpotrichiellaceae
Exons: 1
Coding region: 1-576 (191 amino acids)
Source: RefSeq, a predicted model, not a curated record
AUGUCAUCGUCAUCAGCAUUCCCGACCAAGCCCGCUUUCAUCCACCGCGGGACAUGGGACGACGAGACCAGGGCGCACCCGGCGAUGAAGUGGAUGGAGGAGUUCACGCUGAACUUCAACCGGCGCGGAGGCUGGGAAGAGGCCCGGACCGACUGGCACUCGGACGACUUUUCGCUCGUCAAGUCGGACGGGACCGAGGUCCGGGGCCACGAGCCCGCCUGGGAGCAGGUCAAGGCCAUGUACGGCUUCUUCACGAGCGAGCUGCACGAGCCCUACCUCCUCGUGUGCUGGGAGACGGACGACGGGUGGGAAAUGCUGGGCCAGGCCAACUUCUACGCCAACUGCGUUGGGGGGGACGAGAAGUCUUCCGGCGAGCGGCAGCAGCAACAGAAGAAGGUCAAAGACCUACAGGGUCGGGAGUGGGACGUCAAGAUCCCCUCGGCCUUUCGGUUCGUCUACGUCAAGACGGAUGCCGCGGCGCACGGGGGCAUCGAGCUGAAACGAUGCGAGAUCAUGUCCGACUCGAUGCCUGCCGUUCAGAUUCUGAUGCAGAGGGGGGUCAACAUCAACCAGUGA